Molecule: messenger RNA, 1506 nt
Organism: Fusarium coffeatum
Lineage: Eukaryota; Fungi; Ascomycota; Sordariomycetes; Hypocreales; Nectriaceae
Exons: 1
Coding region: 1-1506 (501 amino acids)
Biological process (GO): regulation of DNA-templated transcription
Molecular function (GO): zinc ion binding; DNA-binding transcription factor activity, RNA polymerase II-specific
Source: RefSeq, a predicted model, not a curated record
AUGUCCACCAGAACAUCAAGAGCAUGCGAUCCAUGUCGCCUUCGCAAAGUAAAAUGCAACGGCUUAACGCCCUGUUCUCAAUGCGGUCAUCUCAACCUCGCGUGUGUCUACUCAGCCCCGCCCACAAAGCGGAAGCCGACAAUUAGAGGAAGAUUGGUUGCGCAGAUACGCGAGGGCGGAUGCCGAUCUGAUUCAGCUUCGCCUCAAACCUCGCCAUCGUAUAUUCCUACGAGUAAUGGGACGAUAUACAACGCGGAUUUCUUUAUGAAAUUGGUUUCGGAGUACGAACGCGCCGUGUUCCCUGUCAACCCGAUCAUUCUUCCAUCUGAAGUCGUCGCUGCGAUUGAGGGUAUGGAGAAUAGCUAUGAGGAUGCAGCAUUCGUCUACGCGUUCGCCGGAUCGACGAUCAAUUUAUCCCAAACGACGUGGAAUCCUGAUGAUGAUAUUCUUGCAAGGAUGAUGGAUCUGCUCUCGCUAGGCACCAAAGCACACAGACAAGCUGAAAUGGGAAAAGGUUUUCUAAACAAGUUACCAGUCAGCGUCAAGCGCGUCAUGACGUGUAUUUUUCUGGAGAACUGUCUCAUGGCGUUUGAGAGGAUGGAUAGAGGGUUGGUUAUGUUGAGAGAAGCGGGGACGUUGAUGCAAAUGAUGGACCUUGAUCGGUUUACGGAUGGGUCGUUGAGUAAUCAUGAGAUUGCUACGAGACAGAGACUCUACUGGGAGGUUUCCAUCCAUGAGCGAUUUGCGACGAUUGUCACUGGAUAUCCAGCUCUUUUACCGCCGUUGAAGACUGGUCUGCCUAUACCAGAUCAUGAAAUCCCGUCUGGUAUCAACGAAGGUUUUAAUCGGUUGAUUCAUCUGUUCAACGUUCUGGACGAUGAAUUCUUGACUCAAUGGAGGGCUCAACGGGAUCCAUCAAGUACAGGACCAGAGAUAACAGCUGCAUGGAUUGAACAUAAACAAGCUCAACUCGACCAAGACGAAAUCGACGCAACAGAAACAGACAACACAUUAAUCUCAAACGGCUGCGAAGGUCUAACAGAACUGCAACACGCAGACCUCUUCAUAACUCGUCUCUGGAUGCGUAUCCUAGUAUGGCAACUCGCCCUCUGCCAAGGCCUCUUACAAUCUGCACCACCACAAAACUCACACGAGGGCUUCUCAAUGCACUUCCCCGCACAACGUCUCUCAACCCAACUCCGCAACUUGGUCGAUAGGUUAAAAAGCUUCGACAGCGUCGCGUUGCACGGACCGGGGAUUAUAGCCAAGUUGUUUGAGAUCACCACUACGGUAGCGGACGUGCUGGCUUUACCUGGUGCGGAUGGUGCGGAGGAUAGGGUGGAGGAUUUUCUGUUUCUGAAUACGUUUCUGUUGAGUUUUGAUAGGAUUCAUGAGAAUCAGCGGGAGUAUCUUAAGGGCAAGUUGAGUGCGUUGCAGGAUGCGCAGGGAUUUGGGAGUUUGGCUACGUAUAAUGCUGAUGGGUGGUUAUCUCCUGAUGGACUGUAA